AGGUCGGGGUGUGGGAUGGGGUCACUGCUGAGCUGCCUUCCUGCAAGGCGAGCGAGCAGGUCGUACCUGACCCCGGUGCGGGAUGAGGAGGCGGAGUCGCUGAGGAAGGCACGGUCCAGGCAGGCCCGGCAGACGCGCAGAUCCACACAGGGUGUGACGCUGACGGACCUUCAGGAGGCAGAGAGAACCUUCAGCCGCUCCCGGGCAGAACGACAGGCCCAGGAGCAGCAGAGUGAGAAGGCUGAGAGCUCUGAGCCUGCUGAGGACAGCAGUGAGAGGCAGGAGACCCGCACGCGGUGGAGCAGAAAUACGGAUGAGGAGGCUGUCUAUCGGCGAUUAAGGUGCCCGGUGCAAGCAGACAAACCUACAACACCCGUAUCUCCUUCUACGUCAGCUCCUCUCCUUUAUACAAGCUCUUACCUAACUCGAACAAAUAAGUAUCUGGGUCUUGACUCUGUGAAUCCAGCAGACUUCAGAGCUGCAGCCCCAGAGAUGGAGAAGAACGAGUGCGAAGACGCAGAUGUGGACGACAGAUCUGCAAACAAGCAGUCGAUCCGAGAGAGACGGCGGCCAAAAGAGAGGCGAAGAGGCACUGGCAUCAUUUUCUCAACAAAAGAUGAUGAUGACGACGUUGAUGGAAAUGAGGAAGUGAAGGAAACUCGGGUGAGUGAAAACAUCUCCAAACAGACAGUGCUUUGCUCCUGAGUGCUGGUGGCAGUAACUCU
Messenger RNA from Meleagris gallopavo (turkey), 725 nucleotides. NCBI's taxonomy places the organism in Eukaryota, Metazoa, Chordata, Aves, Galliformes, Phasianidae. The record is from RefSeq and is a predicted model, not a curated record.